AUGUCUGUAUCUUCCUGGACAUUUGAAGCCUCUUCGGGUGCUAGGAUUCCUGGUGGGGGAAGAACCAGGUGUGAAGCAGAUGCUCCAAAUUGUUGUUACAGCCUGGGUGGUGCAAAGAAGGUGACCAUUUCUGCCCCAAGUAAGGAUGCCCCUAUGUUUGUUGUGGGUGUUAAUGAGAAGGAAUACAAGCUCGAUCUUGACAUCGUCUCCAAUGCUAGCUGCACUACAAACUGUCUUGCUCCCCUCGCCAAGGUUAUUCAUGAUAGGUUUGGCAUUGUUGAGGGUCUUAUGACUACUGUUCACUCCAUCACUGCCACUCAGAAGACUGUUGAUGGGCCAUCAAGCAAGGAUUGGAGGGGUGGAAGAGCUGCUUCCUUCAAUAUCAUUCCCAGCAGCACUGGUGCUGCAAAGGCAGUCGGAAAAGUUCUGCCAGCACUGAAUGGCAAGUUGACUGGAAUGGCUUUCCGAGUUCCGACAGUGGAUGUUUCAGUGGUGGAUCUCACUGUGAGGCUUGAGAAAGGAGCUUCUUACCAGCAAAUCAAAGAUGCGAUCAAGUGAGU
Camellia sinensis is the source of this 560-nucleotide messenger RNA. The record is from RefSeq and is a predicted model, not a curated record. NCBI's taxonomy places the organism in Eukaryota, Viridiplantae, Streptophyta, Magnoliopsida, Ericales, Theaceae.